Messenger RNA from Cryptococcus deneoformans JEC21, 2174 nucleotides. RefSeq lists its product as hypothetical. Lineage: Eukaryota; Fungi; Basidiomycota; Tremellomycetes; Tremellales; Cryptococcaceae. The transcript is spliced from 5 exons. The record is from RefSeq and is a predicted model, not a curated record. The coding region runs from base 86 to 2041 and encodes 651 amino acids. Gene Ontology annotation, cellular component: cytoplasm.
CGUCGAUUGAUUCCACAAAUUCGCUCAGUCAUCGACCCCAGCUUGAUCCUGCUCGUUUGCAAGCUUCAGCGGCAGCCAAUAUACAAUGAUAAUACAGCCUUCCCAGAGGGCUGCCUCCUACCGCCUCAAACGGGGCACAAAACUCGCCGAAGUUCCUCCUCAACCACCGACUCCGUCUGUCCCUCCACUUUCAACUCUGAAUGGCCCUUUUCAGCUGGCAGAGUAUCUGGCACUCAAGGUAAAGCAUGAUCCCCAUGAUGUUAAUGGGCUGGUAAAGGUACCUGCUGGAGAUGGCAGCAUGGAUGGAAAGGGGCCUGAUAGGGACGUGUGGAUCUACGAGCAUCUUAGGCGUAUACCUAUAGACCUUACUCCACUUAUCACAGCGCUUCUUCCCAUUUGCACUCGUGAAACAUGCCCACAAAUGAGGUCGUCCGAGUGGUCAUACUUUUGCGUAGCUCACGGCAGCGGGACUAGAGAAUGUAGUACCAUUGACUACAUUUUGCAUACACUGGACUCCACCGUGACUCUGCUUAACAACUCCAAACAUUUCCCUUCUCGAAUGCACAUCCCUCCUGCUUCCGUCUCACACUUUCCCUCCAUAUUCCGACGUCUCUCGCGUAUCUUCUCCCAUGCCUACUUCCACCAUCGUGAGGCGUUCAUCAUGGCCGAAGUCGAAAAUUCACUUUACGCCCGAUUCGUUGAACUUUGUGAAGCUUAUGAGCUUGUCGGCGAGAGGCUACUGGUUAUUCCCAAAGAGGUCGUCAGUCAAUUCAGGGAUGAUGAUGAGGAAGAUAUUGGGAGAGGUAAGGGAAAGGAGAAGUCUAGCACUCACGAUGAGACGGAGGAUGCCAAGGAACCUGUUAAAAUAUCUAGCGGUCCUUCCAAAUUGGCGGUCAGAGGUAGCAGCACCUUUGGCCGUAAUCAAAUAUUAGGCAGGGGUAAAGCUGCACGAUCAACACCAGCUCAGGAUGAGGAUGUGGCCGAAGGCUCGUCUUCUACUCCCGCCGCCAAUGUUACCAAUGCUGUGGAAGAAGAAGAAAACGAGGAAGAGGAGGGUCAUGGGGAACAAAAGCUGAGAUCUCGAUCCGACAGUUUGUCAAGCUCGGAAAGUACCAGCUCCGUUCAGACGGCUGUCCAUGUCUCAGACAUUGAGGCUUUAUCUCAAGACAUCGAAACUGAGCAUGUGGAGGAUGCGAGCCCGCCGCCGGUAGCCGAGUUUGUGACCCGGGAGGAGAAGAAGGAUGAAGAAGAAGUAACCAAGGAUGAGAUUGAUCUCCUCGAAGAUGAGAGGAAGUUGCAGAAGGAGGCUGAUAUGGCGCCUUUACCUGUGGCGGAAGAACCGAAAGAGGAAGAAGCAGAGCAGGAGGAGACCAGGCCCGUUGACGAGACUAGGCUUGCUGAGCAGCAGGUACAGCCCAAGUCUGGUGACCAGGUUGCAUUGGAAACCUUCCAGGAGGGGGAUUCUAGCAGAGUAAAGGAAGACAAGGAAGUUGAUAAGGAAGAGGAAGCAGAGUUGGAAAAUGUCAAAUCGGAUGAUGAGGAAGAGGAAAAAGAGGCAACGGCUUCAGAACCUCCAUCCAAGGCUCCUGCUCCUAUUGUAGUCGUUCCUGUUGUCGAAUCCAGCUCCUCCAACCCCCCGGCUACCUCAGGGAUCUCCGCUCAACCCGAAUCCAAGACUGCUGAGAGCGCCGUUCAACAAGAACAAACAUCCACAACUACUUCUGCCGCCCCUGAACUUGGAUCAACUCCUACCGGCGAAACAAUUUCAGAACCUAGCUCCGAGUCUGAAUUAGAAACCGAGCUCUCUCCUCUGUCUCCUGGAUUAUUCCCCGCUACCUCAUCGGCGGAAGAGAAGCAAGACGAUAAGAAGGGUUCAUUGUCGAAGAAACGAGCUAAGAAAGCAGCUCAGAAGGCUAGAGCAAAGGAGAGAGAAAGAGAAGUUAAAGCUCAGGCUCAAGCACAAACUGAAGGUGAAGUUCCGGAAAACUCAGGUGAGACAGAUAAGUUGGAGAGCAAGAAGGACGCCCAACAAGAAAAGUAAAGAUAUAGUACGACAUAAUGUGCUGUUGAAUACGACAUAGUGUUGUUUCAGAAAGAGUACGGAAAGAGAAGGGGACCAUGUUCAUGUUCAUAUUUCAAUUUACGCAUGUGCAUAGCAAUGAAUUACAUUAGCA